UUGACACGCCGCGCGGUCCCUCAGUCUCCCGCGGUCGCCUCCCCAGGCAUGGCACAGGGCCUCGCCGCACUAUGGCAGCAGCAAGGCACAGCACGCUCGACUUCACGCUCGGCGCCAAAGCUGAUGGAGAGGCCAUUCUGAAAGGCCUUCAGUCCAUUUUUCAGGAGCAGGGGAUGACAGAGUCAGUGCACACCUGGCAGGACCAUGGCUAUUUAGCAACCUACACGAACAAAAACGGCAGCUUUGCCAAUUUGAGGAUUUAUCCCCAUGGAUUGGUGCUGCUGGAUCUUCAGAGUUAUGACACUGACACACAAGGCAAACAAGAAACGGACAGGCUUUUGAACAAAAUAGAAGAAAAAAUGAAAGAACUGAGUCAGGACAGUACUGGGCGGGUGAAGCGCUUACCACCCAUAGUUCGAGGAGGGGCCAUCGACAGAUACUGGCCUACUGCUGAUGGGCGCCUGGUUGAGUACGACAUAGAUGAAGUGGUGUAUGAUGAAGAUUCACCUUAUCAGAACAUUAAAAUCCUACACUCAAAGCAGUUUGGAAAUAUUCUCAUCCUCAGUGGUGAUGUUAAUUUGGCAGAGAGUGACGUGGCAUAUACUCGAGCCAUCAUGGGCAGUGGUAAAGAAGAUUACACUGGCAAAGAUGUGCUGAUCCUGGGAGGCGGAGAUGGGGGCAUAUUAUGUGAAAUUGUGAAACUGAAACCAAAGAUGGUCACUAUGGUAGAGAUUGACCAAAUGGUAAUUGACGGAUGUAAGAAAUUCAUGCGAAGAACAUGUGGAGAUGUCUUAGACAAUCUUAAAGGAGACUGUUAUCAGGUCCUCAUAGAAGACUGUAUUCCAGUACUGAAGAGGUACGCCAAAGAAGGGAGAGAGUUUGAUUAUGUGAUUAAUGAUUUGACAGCUGUCCCGAUCUCUACAUCUCCAGAAGAAGAUUCCACAUGGGAGUUUCUCAGACUGAUUCUUGACCUGUCAAUGAAAGUUCUGAAACAGGAUGGGAAAUACUUCACACAGGGGAAUUGUGUCAAUUUGACUGAAGCCCUGUCACUCUAUGAAGAACAGCUGGGGCGCCUGUAUUGUCCUGUGGAAUUCUCAAAAGAGAUUGUCUGUGUCCCUUCAUACUUGGAAUUGUGGGUAUUUUACACUGUUUGGAAGAAAGCUAAGCCUUAAAGAAUAGCAUCCCCUGAAUGUCGUGUGCUGCAAGCCGCCUUCCUGACUUCCAUUUGCCCUGUAUGCCAUCAACUGAGUCAGGCAACUGGUCAUGAAUUCCUUCAAGUGUUUUUUUGUUUGUUUUUAAUUAUUAUUUUUAAUUUAAAAAAGCCAAUGCAAAAAAUGUAUAUUUUGAUGAGCUAGGGUGUUAAUUUUUGAAAGUCAGCCGAAGGACAAUUAGACAGCCCAGCGAAGACUGCGGAAUGCACUGACCCCCUAGAAUGUGACUUUAGGAUCUACCUUUUUUUUCCUCUGUGUGGGGUUUGGGUUUUAGUUUUGGCUUCAGUAGACUUUAAUUUGGACAUGUGGAGGAAUGAACAUCAUUGUUUGUUCUGGAGAGAAGUUCCUGAUAGUGUUCUUCCUUCCACCCCCAAAUUGACUUAGAUCUUAAAAUUUGGUGCUUUUAAAAGACAUGAUUAGCAGUGCUUCAAUUAAAAUUACAAAAGAGACCUAUCA
Arvicola amphibius (Eurasian water vole) is the source of this 1667-nucleotide messenger RNA. RefSeq names its product spermine synthase (gene Sms). The transcript is spliced from 11 exons. The record is from RefSeq and is a predicted model, not a curated record. Gene Ontology annotation, biological process: spermine biosynthetic process. Gene Ontology annotation, molecular function: spermine synthase activity. Bases 72 to 1172 code for a protein of 366 amino acids. NCBI's taxonomy places the organism in Eukaryota, Metazoa, Chordata, Mammalia, Rodentia, Cricetidae.